Emericellopsis atlantica is the source of this 1196-nucleotide messenger RNA. Its product is annotated as ubiquitin-conjugating enzyme/RWD-like protein. The record is from RefSeq and is a predicted model, not a curated record. Bases 122 to 781 code for a protein of 219 amino acids. NCBI's taxonomy places the organism in Eukaryota, Fungi, Ascomycota, Sordariomycetes, Hypocreales, Bionectriaceae. Gene Ontology annotation, biological process: protein polyubiquitination; proteasome-mediated ubiquitin-dependent protein catabolic process. The transcript has 2 exons. Gene Ontology annotation, molecular function: ubiquitin conjugating enzyme activity.
UCGCCCGAAGCCAUCACCCAUCGUCCGCCACUUCGGGACCCGAGCGGCCACUCCCCACACCGAUCGUCAAGAUGGCGAUGAAACGACUGACACAAGAGUUGGGGCCGCUGCAGAAAGAGAAAUGGGUGCUCAUCUAUGUAAGUCAUCAGCCUGGUCAUUAUAUAGCCCUGCUCACCAGACACAGCCCGACGAGAGGGACAUGCUGCGUUGGAGGCUGGGCCUCUGGGUGGUCAACCCCGACAGCGUCUGGCAUGGCGCUUACCUCAAGGCCGAAAUGAAGUUCCCCAACGACUACCCCUACGCACCGCCGACCUUCCGCUUCCUGACGAAGAACAUCACCCACCCAAACGUCUACGCCGACGGCGACCUCUGCAUCUCGAUUCUUCACAAACCUGGCGACGACAUUACAUCCGGCGAGCUGGCCAGCGAACGCUGGAACGUUCUCCACGGCGUUGAGUCGGUCCUUCGCUCUGUGCUCCUGCUCCUCGACGACCCCGAGAUCAACUCACCUGCCAACGUCGAUGCAGGCGUCCUCUACCGCGAUCGACGCGAAGAGUAUGACGCGAGAGCGAAGCGAAUUGUCGCCGAGUCUCAACAGCUCGUCCCUCCGGGUGAGCGGAUGCCUACCGCAGAGGAGCUGUCGCCAAAGCCAGCCGCACCCGUCGACGAUGAUGCUGACUUUUGGAAUAUGACGGACGAAGAGGAUGACUUUGGCGGCAGCGACAGCGAUGCGGACGAUUUUGAGGAUGACGAUGACGACGACGACGAUAAAAGUCGUUGACGACGCAUGGGCACAUGCGCAGACUACCUACCACAUUACGAUUUGGGAGUACCGGCCACGGGAUGCAUAGCGAACAAUUGCGUUUUGGGCUGUCUUGCAUGCUUUAUCUUAUUUAUCAACUUUGCGGGCUCUUUCACCUGUCCUGCGAGUCAUCGCGCAAGGUUGGAGGCGUCAUGGGUGGAGGAGCUACUGGAUUUGCAACAGUCAGGGUGCGCAAGCGGGAGCGGUCAACAAGGAGAUGCCUAGAGCACUUGAUCCCAUUACAAUAGAGGACUCACUUAUUUAGAGGUCUGUCUUGGUGCUUGGAGGAUAGGCUAGCCUAGACAGGGUCACUGAAUGUUAGCGUACGCGAGGGACACCUGUUGCUCUUAUCCUUGGCUGCCGUGAAGGUGAAGUAGGAUAACAAUACUGUCCU